CUUUAAUCCAACAAGGCUAAAACCAAAUACAAUGUAGUAAAGCAACAUUUAAGUCACAUAGAUGUAAGAUCAAAAAACUCAAAGUAAUCACCCAGAAACUUUUGCAGGCUCAGAUAGUGCCCACAUCUGGUGUGUGUGAAAUCCAUUUGGGCCACAUGUGGGCCGGAUCUGGGCCAACAAUGAUUCCUGUCUGGGGCAUAUUUGCCAUGCCAAAUGUAGGACAGCUUAGGCUCACAGCCACAUUAGCCAGUGCUUAUUGUGCCAUAUCUUUACCAAAACUGACCCGGGUGCAUCUUAUUACAGCUGGGCCGCAUUUGCUUCAUCAUAUGUGGGCCACUUCAGACUCACACCCAGAUGAACCAGUGCUUACUGUGCCAUGUUUUUGCCAAAAGUGUCCCGGAUGUGUCUUAUUACAGCUGGGACACAUUUGCUGCCACAUGUGAGAACCACAUUUGGUUUAUACCAAGAUUAGACCUUGUCUGUUGUGCUGCAUUUUUGCCGAAGGUGGCCCAUUAUUUGUUAUUUGAUAUUUCGGCCAUAACCACUAUUUGCCAGAUGGGCCAAUUUAGGUUCAUAUUCAGAUGACAUAUUACUGUGAGCAUUGAAUCUUUGCCUAAAAAGGCCCCCAUGUGAUUUGAUAUAUUUUUGUUAUUUUACGUAUAAGCCACUUUAGGUUAACAUCCAUUUUAUCUGGGCCAUAAGAAGGCCAGCACUGCCGCAUCUUUGCCUGAAGUGACCCACAAUCGCUUACCGUCUGGGUUCUUUCACUGCAUGAUUCAGUCAAUUAAAUGUAGGGCUGCCGCAAUAACUGCAAUUUCAUAAUACUGUGCUAUAGACCUUUUUCUUUGCUUCUCCAUGGAUGGCACCAUAGCAGUGAGUGACUUCCAGUAGAAUGCUUUGAAUUUCCGUUUACUGCUACAGCAACAAUAAUAAGCUAAGAAAUGCUGUUCUUCUUACUUAAGGAACUGUUUUCAUUAUACCAGUUAAGGCUAGCAUGUUAGUCAGUCUAUUCAAUGUUCUGUUGAGAGGAAAUGAGUAUUAUGUAUGUUAACUGACGGGAAUAAACCGCUACACACCUGAACGGCACUGAUUGCGUCAUGACGUAUGCGUCAUUGUUACAUGACCACACCCUUCUCUGAAGCGAUGUUUCACACCGUGCGCAAGGUAGGAAGCAAACAAGUUAGCAAAGAGCUCUUAGUUUUAUCAUUUCAGAGUCUGCAAUAAGGAUUUACUAGUUUCAUUUCGUUUCCCUUUAGGGACAGAAGCAGCCAAAUGGGAAUCUUGUACUCAGAGCCAAUGUGUCAGGCAGCGUAUGAUGAUGACAUCCACAAUUUGCAAAAACUGAUCUCAGCUGAUCCCAGAAAUGUAAACGUUCAAGAUGAAGGAACAGGAGACACGCCAAUCAUAGCGGCCUGUAGACGGGGAAACCUCAGGACUGUCAAAUACCUUCUAGAUUGCAAUGCAAAUGUGUCUAUUAGAAAUAAGAAAGAAAGAACCUGUUUGCACUAUGCCACGAGAAGAACAUUUUCCUUCCUGGACUACUUGAUGAUUGCCAUAUUAAUGCCUAUCUUGUUAAUUGGUUAUCUUAUAAUGGAAGAGAAGCAAAGGAAAAAUGUAAAAUUGAUGGAGCUUCUGUUGGCCGCUAAGGUGGAAGUAAAUGCUGUAGACUAUAAGGGGAACACUGGACUUCACUAUGCAUGCCAAAGAAAAAGUCAAAGAAUCAUUCCACUGUUGUUGGAGAAAAAUGCAGAUGUUUCGGUACAGAACAAAAAUCACGAAACCCCGCUAGAUAUUGCAAGGAGACUACAAUUCCACAAAAUUGUUACAAUGUUAACCAAAUCAAUGUGAGUAUUAAUAGAGGACAUGGGAGAAGAAGACCGUUUCAUGUGGGGUCCUUUACAAUUCACUCAAGCUGAGUAUAAGAUUGGGUUUUCACCAGUUAUCACAAUAUCUACACUUUGAACCGCACCUUGUUAUAAUUAAUAUAUUAUAUUAUAUUAUAUAUUAUAUAGCAUAUUUGACUAGAGCGUAUUUGUGUUGUUGAUAUUCUUCAUAUUGUAUACUGCUAAUUUAAUGUAUGUAUAUUCAGUUUUUAAAGUGUUAGUUUUUUUUAAUCACUGUAAGAUUUGGAUUGUGUCAAAUUGUUGGUUUAAAAGUAAAACCUCUCACUAAGUGAA
Molecule: messenger RNA, 2177 nt
Organism: Puntigrus tetrazona (Sumatra barb)
Lineage: Eukaryota; Metazoa; Chordata; Actinopteri; Cypriniformes; Cyprinidae
Gene: ankrd22
Product: ankyrin repeat domain 22
Exons: 6
Coding region: 1273-1848 (191 amino acids)
Molecular function (GO): protein binding
Source: RefSeq, a predicted model, not a curated record